Messenger RNA from Melitaea cinxia (Glanville fritillary), 486 nucleotides. It is a transcript of the gene igl, whose product is annotated as sperm surface protein Sp17. The coding region runs from base 1 to 486 and encodes 161 amino acids. Lineage: Eukaryota; Metazoa; Arthropoda; Insecta; Lepidoptera; Nymphalidae. Gene Ontology annotation, molecular function: calmodulin binding. The transcript is spliced from 4 exons. The record is from RefSeq and is a predicted model, not a curated record.
AUGGGUUGCAACACAAGUUCAGAAGCUAAGUCUACAAAAGAAGAGAAAGACGCUCAGGAAAAUCAGGAGAAUACAAAUACAGAGGAGAAACAAAAACAACCAGCAGAAGAGAGUCAAACCUCAGAAGCGGAAGCUGCGACGAAAAUCCAGGCGGCGUUCCGUGGUCACCAGACAAGGAAAUCAAUAAGUAUGAAGGCGACCAAACCGAGCCAGGAGCCGGAGCCGACGAAGUCAGAACUAGAGGCGGAGUUCCGAGCCGAUGAUAAAGAAUUAUGCAACGCCGCAACCAAGAUCCAGGCUUCAUUCCGAGGUCAUCAAGCUCGCAAGCAAACUCAGGUCGAGACAAAGGAAACGAAGACCCAGGAAGAACAGGAUAAGGAAGACAUAGAGAAGAUCGAUCUGACAGAUCCUGACCUCAACAAGGCCGCGACCAAGAUCCAGGCUUCGUUCCGAGGUCACAAAGUUCGCAAAGACACCACUAAUUAA